Thyridium curvatum is the source of this 909-nucleotide messenger RNA. RefSeq lists its product as uncharacterized. Bases 1 to 909 code for a protein of 302 amino acids. Gene Ontology annotation, biological process: endoplasmic reticulum to Golgi vesicle-mediated transport. The transcript is spliced from 3 exons. The record is from RefSeq and is a predicted model, not a curated record. NCBI's taxonomy places the organism in Eukaryota, Fungi, Ascomycota, Sordariomycetes, Thyridiales, Thyridiaceae. Gene Ontology annotation, cellular component: trans-Golgi network; membrane.
AUGGCAUCGUCAAGCAGGAAGGACUACAUGCAGACUCCCCAGGUCGACGAUGAGGACGACCUAAUAGAUCCGGAUGAGGCCGAUCUCAACGACUUUGACGACCCCCUCGGAAACCAGCAAUCCCGAACGCCGCUGACUGGCAACAUCGGCUCCUCCUCCGCCUCGUCGUCACGGCCCAUCAACGAGAACUACCUCACGUCGCGCGUGCCCGGCGAGGACCGCACGGCGCCCGUCAACACCAUCGACGAGUCGGUCUGGGACACGCUGCGGCGCGACCUGCUGGCCGUCUGGUCCAAGAUGCGCGAGGUGCUGUACCCGCGCUACCUCUUCGGCGGCACCAUGUUCGAGUCGGAGGACGGCCUGCGCGGCGCCUACGCCAACCUGCGCAGCGCCGGCCUGUCGGGCACGCGCGAGGAGCUGACGGGCCUCGCGAGCCGCGUCAUGGACGCCGAGUCGCUGCUCAACCAGAGCAACAUGACGCCCGGCCUGCGGGACUGGGACCUCUGGGGCCCGCUCAUCUUCUGCCUGCUGCUGAGCCUGCUGCUGAGCCUCAACGCGCUGCCCGACCAGCGGGAGAUACGGUUCAGCGGCGUGUUCGCCAUGGUCUGGAUCGGCGAGGCCGUCGUCACGCUGCAGAUCAAGCUGCUGGGAGGCAAUAUUUCCUUCGCCCAGAGCGUCUGCAUCAUUGGCUACACGCUGUUCCCUCUCGUCCUCGCUGCUAUGAUGUCAGCUCUCCACCUCCCCCAGAUCGCGAGGAUCCCCGUCUACCUGGUCUUGGUAGCCUGGUCUCUGGCUGCUGGCGUCAGCAUCCUUGGAGGCAGCGGCGUGGUCAAGAACAGGGUGGGGAUUGCAGUCUACCCCCUAUUCGUCUUCUACCUGGGCCUGGGCUGCUUGUGCUUUAUCAGCUAG